This is a messenger RNA of Camelina sativa (false flax), 1836 nucleotides long. The record is from RefSeq and is a predicted model, not a curated record. Lineage: Eukaryota; Viridiplantae; Streptophyta; Magnoliopsida; Brassicales; Brassicaceae.
CUCUCUCUCUCAUCUCUCUCGAUGAUAAUCUCCAAAUCCUUCAAAGCACCACCGCACAAAUCCUCCGCCAGAUCUUCUUCUUCGUCGGUGAUCUCAAACCAUCAGCAAAUGGAGAGCCACCUGAAGCGCCAGCGAACCACACGUGUCUCCACCAGGAACUUGAAGCGAAAACUCAAUCGCAACACAGCAGAUGCUGCGUCACUCGUCAAGGCGGCUAACGACGAACAGCAAAGUCUCGUCCGCGCGAUCCGCAGCCACAUCGAUGUUCUUAACUCCGUCUUCUCAGAUGAUGAUGAAUUUGAUCUCGAAGCUGUUGAAGACGCUGCUGGUGAUCUCGCCGACCUGGCUAAAAUCGACGAAAAUGUGGAAAUCAUCGUUGAAAAUGGAGCUAUCCCUGCGUUGGUGAAAUAUUUGGAAUCUCCGUGGGAUUCAGAAGUUGCCGGCGGUGAUGCUCCCAAAUCUUGCGAGCAUAAGUUAGAGAAAGAUUGUGCUAUUGCUCUCGCACUCAUUGCUGCGAUUCAGCCUGGUUACCAGCAGCUCAUUGUGGAUGCUGGAGCUAUAGUUCCCACCGUGAAGUUGUUGAAGAGACGGUGUAUUUGUUGUGACACUACGGCUGCUAAUGCUGUUAUUAGGAGAGCAGCUGAUAUAAUCACUAAUAUUUCUCAUGACAAUCCAAGGAUUAAAAAAUACAUAAGGGUUGAAGGUGGCAUUCCACCACUUGUUGAGCUUCUAAAUUUUCCGGAUGAUAAAGUACAGAGGGCUGCUGCAGGGGCCUUGCGAACAGUUUCUUUUAGAAACGACGAGAAUAAGAUCCUAAUUGUGGAGUUGAAUGCUUUGCCUACGCUUGUAUUGAUGCUUCAGUCUUCAGAUUCUUCUGUGCACGGUGAAGCGAUUGGGGCAAUCGGAAAUCUUGUCCACUCAUCUCCUGACAUCAAGAAAGAGGUCGUCCGUGCUGGUGCCUUGCAACCAGUAAUUGGACUACUUAGCUCCACUUGUUUGGAAACACAUAGAGAGGCAGCAUUAUUGAUAGGUCAAUUUGCUGCGCCUGAUUCCGAUUGCAAGGUGCACAUUGGCCAGAGAGGUGGCAUUACACCCCUGAUUAAGAUGCUUGGAUCAUCAGAUGAGCAGGUCGUGGAGAUGUCAGCUUUUGCUCUUGGUCGUUUGGCCCAGGACGCACACAAUCAAGCUGGCAUUGCACAUAGAGGAGGUAUCGUCGCGUUACUAAAUCUUCUUGAUGUGAAAACGGGGACUGUGCAACACAAUGCCGCAUUUGCCUUGUAUGGCCUUGCAGAUAACGAGGAAAACGUAGCAGAUUUCAUUAAGGCUGGAGGAGUUCAAAAGCUUCAAGAUGACAACUUCACUGUUCAACCGACUAAGGAUUGUGUGGUGCGGACAUUGAAGAGGCUACAGAACAAAAUUAAUGGACCAGUACUAAACCAAUUAUUAUACCUAAUGAGAACCGCCGAGAAGACUAUAAAAACACGAAUUGCUCUUGCUCUUGCACAUCUUUGUGACCCUAAAGAUGGAAAAGUUAUUUUCAUUGAUAACAAAGGAGGAGAACUUUUGUUGGAACUUCUCUAUUUCUCAAGCGUCAAGCAGCAGAGAUACAGUUCAAGUGCUUUAUACGAAUUAGCUACAAAAGCUACAUCCUUUGCAACAGAGGACUCAGCUCCUGCCUCACCCACCCAACAGGUAUUUUUGGGUGAAAAAUUCGUGAACAACCCUACUUUGUCCGAUGUCACAUUUCUCAUUGAUGGUAAACAAUUCUCUGCUCACAAGAUUUGUUUGGUAGCUUCCUCUGAUAUAUUUCGUGCAAUGUUUGAUGGUCUAUACAAG